AUGUUGAAUGAGUUUGAUGCGACUGCAAAAGGCAAAGCUACUUCUUCGUUGACAUCGGUUGAGCCAUCAGGCGAUGUCAAUGACGUAAACGAACCCGUGGUCGACCAGGCUGCAGUGACCACGCCUCCCGUCAUCGGAGGACAGCUCAAGAACACCCUCGGCAACAUCGGCGACAUGCUGGACAGCGACUUUACAACGGCCGACGGUCAGACCAUCCCAAGGAAAACCAUGGUGGCCACCGCAUGCGUCAUAUUCACCGACUUCACAGCGACUUUCAUCGCCUUCGCCAUCCUCGUCAAUAUCGGCAAAUUCGGAGAGGAGUUUCUAGGUUACGACCGCGCCCAGCUCGAUAAGUCGAUGUUGAUUAUGUCCGGAGUCGAUGCCGCGUUCUUUUUGCUGAACGGGUGCUUGACGGAUGUUUAUGGAAAGUACUAUCGAGCCCUUCAUAUCUACAGUGUAAUCUGUCUUGUAGGUACCCUCAUCUUACCCCUGCUUACCUACAGUUGGUCCGUCUUCGGCCCCUCCUAUGUUAUAUCCAUCCCAAUUCGUCGAAUCGUCUUCUACACAGCUCGAGUCAUUAUCAGUUUGGGAGUCACCGGCAUCAACACCACGGCCCCACCCUUGGCAGGCAGGUUGGUUCAGAUGUAUGGUAAGGCGAGCGUCCAAAGUUGCUUUCACUACAUUUACAUGGCGGUACGAAGUGCUAACCUGCUUGCUGUCACAAGCCUAGCCUUCAUCCAACUCAACAUAUCCUUCUUCUCUGGAUACCUAUCUACCCUGGCGUUUAAACUCCUCAGUAUGUACUGCUUGUUCUACUGCCGAAAGAAAUUUCAUCUGAACACCGAUCACAGAGAGACAGUAGCUACGAAGGUGACGAGAGAAGCAGCCGGUGCCAUUAUGACCAAACUGUCAAUGAUUUGCCCCUGCUGCACCAACCUCCGCUCUUCCGUCCAAGCCAUGGAGGAAGAAAGCAUGGAGCUGAUUAGUCAGAGCACCAUCAAGUCCAUCUCCUCGACCAGGGCAGGGGUUGUGGCUGUUGAGAAAACACUGACGAAGUUGUCUACAGCAGCCGGCCCCUCUGGAAGUGCCUCGGUAGCCUCGACCACGGAUCCAGCUACAACAUCUACCUCGUACGGGACUGUUGAUGUGAAAGCAUCGGUUCUGUCUACAUCUGUCAACCCCUCGGGAACGGGAGGUGCCUCCGUAGAAACAUUCUCUACUGUUGAAGUGAGCGUAGAGGAAAGAACAGAAGUUCUUCCAGAAACAGCCAGCCAUGCCUUGUAUGUCUGCUGCGCCAUUCUGCUACUCUCCUGCCAAGUGCCCUACAGUAUCCUGCGUUAUCAGAUCUCCUCAUCCUUCAUCAGUCAGGCUGAACGCAUGAGGCCGACGGUUCUAGGAAAAGAUAUUGAUCCCGCCCUCCUCCAUCGAUAUCUUCCGCUGCUUGGUAUUGCACUCGCUCCAGUCUUUGAAAUUUACAUCUACCCCUACAUCAGUAAGAGGUUCAUUACAAUGACGAUGCCCAACCGAAUGAAGAUUGGGAUCGUCUUUGCCACCUUGGCGGUUUUAUUUGCCGCCUUCGUGGAGACGGCUCGGAUGACGUUCAUCCACCGAGGCCAGUUCUUAGACCAGGAUGUACACUGA
This is a messenger RNA of Strongylocentrotus purpuratus (purple sea urchin), 1641 nucleotides long. RefSeq lists its product as uncharacterized. Bases 1 to 1641 code for a protein of 546 amino acids. Gene Ontology annotation, biological process: transmembrane transport. NCBI's taxonomy places the organism in Eukaryota, Metazoa, Echinodermata, Echinoidea, Camarodonta, Strongylocentrotidae. Gene Ontology annotation, molecular function: transmembrane transporter activity. The transcript has 7 exons. The record is from RefSeq and is a predicted model, not a curated record. Gene Ontology annotation, cellular component: membrane.